This is a messenger RNA of Beauveria bassiana ARSEF 2860, 1635 nucleotides long. RefSeq names its product Catalase-like domain, heme-dependent. The coding region runs from base 1 to 1635 and encodes 544 amino acids. NCBI's taxonomy places the organism in Eukaryota, Fungi, Ascomycota, Sordariomycetes, Hypocreales, Cordycipitaceae. The record is from RefSeq and is a predicted model, not a curated record. The transcript has 5 exons. Gene Ontology annotation, cellular component: peroxisome; cytoplasm; mitochondrion. Gene Ontology annotation, molecular function: heme binding; catalase activity. Gene Ontology annotation, biological process: hydrogen peroxide catabolic process; response to hydrogen peroxide.
AUGAGAGGAUUUGUAUUCACCCAUGUUACAAUUGCCUUCUUAUUAGAGGAUGCAGCUCGAUUGCCUGGAGUUCAGAACCGAUUCGAGUAUUUAAGAUGGCGCACGCGCCCAGCUUGCCGUGCUGAGGAGCCCAGCAACGCACAAGAGAACCUUCACAAGCAAACCAGUCUCCCUAGCAUCAAUCAUGUCAGCACCUUGGCAAACGGCCAACCUAGCGACAAUCCCGGCUCGGUCCAGCAAGUCCGCUACGGAAACACGAAUGGCGGCCUUGUCGUCCUCAGCGACACACAAACCAUUGAAAUUCUUGCUCAUUUCGCCCGUGAGCGUAUUCCAGAGAGAAGCGUUCAUGCCAAGGCCGCCGGCGCUUUUGGUGAAUUUGAAGUGCUGGACGAUGUGUCUGACAUCACAGAUGCCAAAUUCCUCACUGGCAUCGGCAAGAAGACGCCCAUUCUCACGCGCAUGUCCACCGUUGGUGGCGAAAAGGGCUCUAGCGAUACGGUGCGUGACGUGCGAGGGUGGGCGACCAAGUUUUACACGGAAGAAGGUAUUCAAGACUUUGUUUUUAAUGAUCUGCCCGUCUUCUUCAUCCGCGACCCCAUCAAGUUCCCGUCCAUGAAUCGUUCCCACAAACGUCACCCUCAGACCAAUGUCCCGGAUAACAGCAUGUUCUGGGACUUCCACGUCAACAAUCCAGAGGGCAUCCACGCCUUGAUGCACCUGUUUGGCCAGCGAGGUAUCCCAGCGUCGCUUCGCAACAUCAGCGGCUAUGGAGUUCACACGUAUACUCUCAACAAAUCAGAUGGCAGCUAUGUCUACGUGAAAUGGCACUUCAAGCCAGAUGACGGCAUCAAGACCAUGGCAGCGGACACUGCUCUUUACCUUGCGGGUGCUGAGCCGGACUACCACGUCAAGGACCUGUUUCAUGCCAUCAAAACUGGCAACUUUCCCAGCUGGACAGUCUAUGUUCAGGUCAUCCGACCCGAACAAGUCAGCUCGGCGCCGAUUGACAUUUUUGACAACACCUUUACCUGGCCCCAUGCGCUCUAUCCUCUGCGACGCAUUGGCAAAUUUACUCUCAACAGGAACCCAAACAACUACUUUCAGGACAUUGAGCAGGCGUGCUUCUCCCCCUCCAACAUGGUCCCUGGCAUCGGACCCUCUGCCGACCCGGUAUUGCAGGCGCGCAUGUUUUCGUAUCCCGACGCGCAUCGCUACCGUGUAGGGCCCAACUACUUUCAGCUGCCGCCCAAUAAACCCGUCAACUGCGUGUAUGCGCCGUAUGUACGCGACGGACCGGGCACCAUCAACGGCAACUACGGCGCUGAUCCAGACUAUGUCGGCUCGCAGCUGUGCCCAGUGUCGACGAGCAAGCGCGUGCAGAUGCCCACGCAUGAAGUGUGGUCUGGAAACGUUACUGCUUUUGCCACGCAGUUUGAUGAGGACCGUGAUUUUAAGCAAGCUAGGGAGCUUUGGCACAUCAUUUGCCACGAAAAGGGGGGACGAGAGCAGUUCUUGCACAAUAUUGUGCCCACACUCAAGGAUGUGCCCGACGAACUCAAGCACAGGGUUCUAGAUUACCUAGGCAAGGUUGACGAUGAGCUCAAAGCCCUGCUAAAGGCGGCGCUUCUUAAGUGA